CUGCUCCUGGCUGCCAGCACCCUGCCUGCCAGGGGCUCAUCUGCUGAGCCCAGCUGCCUCCACUUCUCUGAGCUCCUGCCUGCAAGGCUCAAAGAGCUGAGGAGCAAAUUUGAGGAAAUCAAGAACUAUUUUCAAUCCAAAGAUGAUGAACUCAGCGUCCAGCUGCUCAGCUCUGACCUGCUGGAUGAAUUCAAGGGGACCUUUGGCUGCCAGUCAGUGUCAGAGAUGAUGAGGUUCUACAUGGAGGAGGUCCUGCCCAGUGCCAUGAGGACCAGCACAGACCAUCAGCAGAGCAUGGGAGACCUGGGCAACAUGCUGCUGAGCCUGAAGAUGACAAUGAGACGUUGUCACAGAUUCUUCACCUGUGAGAAGAGAAGCAAAGCCAUAAGGCACAUCAAGGAGACCUUUGAUAAGAUGAAUGAGAAUGGAAUCUACAAAGCCAUGGGAGAGUUUGACAUUUUCAUCAACUACAUUGAAGAAUAUUUGAUGAUGAAGAGGAAGAAAUGA
Indicator indicator is the source of this 507-nucleotide messenger RNA. It is a transcript of the gene IL10, whose product is annotated as interleukin 10. The transcript has 5 exons. The record is from RefSeq and is a predicted model, not a curated record. Lineage: Eukaryota; Metazoa; Chordata; Aves; Piciformes; Indicatoridae. Gene Ontology annotation, biological process: immune response. Gene Ontology annotation, cellular component: extracellular region. Gene Ontology annotation, molecular function: cytokine activity. The annotation marks the transcript as partial.